AUGCCUUCGGCUUCCAUGCAGCAAACCAGGCAGCACCGCUUGGAGCAGUUGACCACCCAACUAUUGUGGCGCCUGCAGCAGUCGUCUCCACACCACAGUUCAUCUGCCACCAACAUCAUCUUGCCAUCCUUACCGGAAGCUCUGCCAGAGCUACGUGCGCCGCAGCAGCCAAGAAGACUACUCCACGGGCUUGAAGAGAGUCAAGGCGCGCUUUACGAGAUCGGAGUGUCUGACGACGGCACGCUUGUUGGGCUUGCUGAUGAUGAGAUGGAGGAGAGUCUCAACAAUCUACGAGCCAUGGCUGCUUGUCUCGGCUGCGUUGUCGAGGUUCUGCGCAAAGAGAUAGUGGGUGACUGCGAGUGGCUCGAGAACGACCUCGUUGGCCGCAAAGAACGGAGAGUGCGGCGAAGCGGCUCAUUGUUUGUCGUGGAAGCCUUCGUGAAACCGUAUUUGCAGCCGGACAGUCCCGGUGCCUUUGCUGAACCUGACAGUGAGGCUGGGGAACGAGCACAACCUUCAGCGGCUGGCAAUGUCCCGGCAUCGCCCUCUACAGAACAGCUCCGUGUAACUUUGACAGGUCCGACGAUGUCCGGGAAGUCCACGUUGCUGGGGACUCUUACAACAUCAACUCUUGACAAUGGUCGUGGCAAAAGCCGCCUGAGCAUGCUGAAACACCGCCAUGAGAUUACGUCUGGCGUGACAAGCUCGGUCUCUCAAGAACUCAUCGGAUUCAGAGACACCAAUGACGGCACAUUGGAAGUGCUGAACUUCGCAAUCGAGAAUAUGGCGUCCUGGAUCGACGUCCACGUUGCAGCGCAUGGCAAUCGUGUCGUUUUCAUCUCAGACUCAGCUGGACAUCCACGAUACCGACGGACUACCGUCAGAGGCUUGGUUGGCUGGGACCCGCACUGGACGCUUUUAUGUAUCCCAGCCGACGACAUGGAAGACACAGCUGGGAAAUCCGGGAGUACGCAGACAAGCCAGCAGAACGUUGGCGCCAGUGUCCCGGACAUGGAUUUAUCUGGGGCACAGCUGGAUUUGUGCUUGAAGCUGCACCUACCGCUGGUCAUCGUCAUCACCAAGCUAGACCUUGCUUCGCGCUCUGGACUCAAGGGUAGCCUUUCAAAAGUAUUGGAUGCUGUGAAGGCCGCCGGGAAGCAGCCUGUCAUCUUAAAGAACCCGGCCGUCUCGGAGGUCGCUGAAGCCGAACUUCGGACUGUUGACAGUAUCGCGGUCGAGGCGGCAUACCAUGCUGCGCUUCCACUUCUGAAUGACCCUCUCGCCUCCGUGCCGAUUGUGCUCACAAGCGCCAUUCAAGGCGGGGGCAUUGGCAAUUUACAAGCGCUCCUGCACGAGCUACCUAUUAUUGGCACUCGACAAGACCAAAGACAAAGCUCCGGCUUCACGUUCCACAUCGAAGACAACUACCAGAAGGCCGCCGAAAUCGACAGCUUAGUCGUCUCAGGUCUGCUGCGCUCUGGCCAAAUCUCGGUUGGCGACGCCGGUACCCUUGGCCCUUUCUCCGUGCACGACAUCGAAGACAGCGAAGAUUCGGACGACCGGUCGGUGAGAAGGCCCUCAGCACAGCUCCCUACCUCGCGAUCCUUCCCUGGCGCUCUCCGCCACGGCCACCCCACGCUACCUCACUUCCAACUGCCCAACCAGGAAUGGCGACGAUUCAAAGUAAAGAGCAUCCGCAAUCUCCGGCUUCCGGUGCACACUUUAGCAGCGGAUCAAGUCGGCACCAUUGCUAUUGUGCCUGAGGAUUCCGGGGAGAGGGCAGGUUCUACUGCUUCGUUCGGCAGGAUACGGAAGGGUAUGGUGUUGACUGCAGUGCAGCCUCGGGCUACUCGGUCUUUUGACGCCCAGUUCGCUCGUGAGGAUCUGGAGGCGCUGGCGGUGGGCAAUCACGUGGUGGUGUAUGUCUGUAGCGUGAGGGCGUCGGCCAAAGUCGUCUCUGCCCGAGCUCCGGACAGUCCUGAUGGAUCGGCAGGGCAGUCGAAUGGGCACGGAGCUUUUGAUAGUGGAGAACUCGGCGUCGCGCUGGGUGCGAUGGAGACUGAUGGGCAGAGCGAGAAAGUUGCUGGCUUGAUUACUGCCCCAACUUUGGUCGUUACAUUCAGCUUCGACGCUUCGAAAGAGUACGUCGAGCUUGGAUCCCAGGUUCUGGUCAUGCCCGGUGGUGGGCCAGGGCUAUUCGGAGGACAUGGACGAGGAGAGAAAGGUUUUGCCAGCUUAGAUGGGUUUGUUGGGAAGAUCGUGAAUGUGUAUCCGUAG
Saxophila tyrrhenica is the source of this 2277-nucleotide messenger RNA. RefSeq lists its product as uncharacterized. Gene Ontology annotation, biological process: translational elongation. NCBI's taxonomy places the organism in Eukaryota, Fungi, Ascomycota, Dothideomycetes, Mycosphaerellales, Extremaceae. The transcript has a single exon. Gene Ontology annotation, molecular function: GTPase activity; GTP binding; translation elongation factor activity. Bases 1 to 2277 code for a protein of 758 amino acids. The record is from RefSeq and is a predicted model, not a curated record.